CUCCGCGAAGAAGAGCCCCCGACACAGAGAGAGAGACCCGCGAAGACGUUCGCUCGGAUCAGUCUUUGUUUUGCUCUCCCCGGAACAGGAUGGAACCGCGUCUGCGUCGGCGACUAUGGUGCGCAGUUCGAGUGUCCAGCGUGGCGGCGCUCCUAGUACUGGCUGCUGGCACGGUCCGGGAGGUGUCCAGCAGUCCCACCAGUGAAGCCUUCGAGCGUAACCACAUCGUGCCGGAUCUGGUGGCGAAAGCCCCGGAAGGUCCGCUCACCGUCAUGUACCCGGCCGGGGCGAAAGUGGCGCUCGGGAACGAGCUAACACCGACCGAGGUAAAGGAUAAACCGGCGCUGCACUGGGAUGCGCAAGCGGAUGCGCUCUACACGGUGCUGAUGGCCGAUCCGGACGCUCCGUCGCGCAGCAAUCCCGAGAUGCGCUCCUGGAAGCACUGGGUGGUGGGCAACGUUCCCGGGGCAAAGAUCGCCGACGGUAUGGUGCUGGCUGACUACAUCGGAUCGGGACCACCGCAAGGUACCGGACUUCACCGGUACGUGUUUCUCGUCUACCAGCAGCCAUCGAAUGUGACCUUCGACGAACCAAUCCUGUCCAGUCGCAAUCCCAACCGUGGCCAGUGGUCGGUGGCGGAGUUUGCCGAGAAGUACAUGCUGGGGGAACCGCUUGCCGGGAACUUCUACCAGGCCCAGUACGACGACUACGUGCCGGAACUGUACGCCAGCUUCACGGACUCGUGAACACACGGUUCUGCCCUGCUCCGCUUCGUCUUCCUGGCCUCCUUCCACCCAGCCCACCGUAUCCGGACCCGAUCUUCACCACCUACACACACGCACACACACACACUCUUCUCUUAGUUUCCUUCACACUUACACCCCGCACACAACAACUUGCUUUCGGUUCCAUCCACCGCACAAAAUCACCGUGUUACAAUA
Molecule: messenger RNA, 941 nt
Organism: Anopheles cruzii
Lineage: Eukaryota; Metazoa; Arthropoda; Insecta; Diptera; Culicidae
Product: protein D2-like
Exons: 2
Coding region: 90-746 (218 amino acids)
Source: RefSeq, a predicted model, not a curated record